AGGGCGUGGGGGUGGGAGUGGGCGGCCAGUUGCUGUGCCUGACUGAACCUCUCUACGCUUUCUUCCAAGGAUUCUUCUUCUUGUAGUUGUUUCUAUCCCUAUCGCUAUCCCUAUAUAUAUAUAUAUGUCUAAAUACACACGCGGAUAUACAUAUAUGUAAGACUCUCUCUCUCUCUCUCUCUCUCUAAAUUCUCUCUCUAUAUACCUUGCUCGUCUCCGAGGUGUGAAAGCCAUGGCGGAAUCGGUGGAGCUGCCGAGUCGACUCGCCAUCCUUCCCUUCAGGAACAAGGUCUUGUUGCCUGGUGCGAUAAUUCGGAUUCGCUGCACCUCUCCCAGCAGUGUGAAACUGGUGGAGCAAGAACUCUGGCAGAAGGAAGAGAAGGGGUUAAUUGGGAUUCUGCCAGUUAGGGAUGCUGCAGAGACAACAUCUGUGGGUCCCGAGCUAUCUCCAGGUGCAGCGACUGAUACAGGAGAGGGAAACUCAAAACUUCAAGUUGGUCCAUCAGAUAUUCACAAGCCUGAUGGGAAAAACCAACAGGAAGUCAUUCACUGGCAUACCAGGGGAGUUGCAGCUCGAGCCUUACAUUUGUCAAGAGGAGUGGAGAAACCAAGUGGAAGGGUCACAUACAUAGUUGUUCUAGAAGGAUUGUGCAGGUUCAGCGUCCAUGAGCUUAGCACAAGAGGAACAUAUUAUACUGCAAGGAUUGCUCCAGCGGAUAUGACAAAAGCUGAGAUGGAGCAAGUUGAGCAAGACCCAGAUUUCAUAGCCUUGUCACGCCAGUUUAAAGCUACUGCCAUGGAGCUUAUCUCCCUUCUAGAGCAGAAACAAAAAACUGGUGGGAGGACAAAAGUCCUGUUGGAGACUGUUCCUGUGCACAAAUUGGCAGAUAUUUUUGUUGCUAGCUUCGAGAUAAGCUUUGAGGAGCAGCUUUCUAUGUUGGAUUCUGUUGAUGUUAAAGUCCGGCUUUCAAAAGCCACUGAGCUAGUUGACAGGCAUUUGCAGUCUAUUCGUGUGGCAGAGAAGAUUACACAAAAAGUUGAGGGACAGUUGUCAAAGACCCAGAAGGAAUUUUUUCUUCGACAGCAGAUGAGGGCUAUAAAAGAGGAACUGGGGGACAAUGAUGAUGAUGAGGAUGACGUGGCUAACCUGGAAAGAAAAAUGCAGAGUGCAGAAAUGCCACCAGAUAUUUGGAAGCAUGCACAGAGGGAAUUGAGGAGACUUAAAAAAAUGCAACCUCAGCAGCCAGGGUAUAAUAGUUCUCGUGUUUACCUGGAACUUCUUGCGGAUCUGCCUUGGCAGAAGGCCAGUGAAGAACAGGAAUUGGACUUGAGGGCUGCAAGGGAGCGCCUUGACAGUGAUCAUUAUGGUCUAGUCAAGGUCAAGCAGAGAAUCAUUGAAUAUCUAGCAGUUCGCAAGCUAAAACCAGAGGCAAGAGGUCCGGUCUUGUGCUUUGUUGGUCCACCUGGUGUUGGGAAAACAUCUUUGGCAUCAUCAAUUGCUGCUGCUCUCGGCAGAAAAUUCAUACGCCUAUCCCUUGGUGGUGUUAAGGAUGAGGCUGAUAUUAGAGGGCAUAGGAGAACGUACAUUGGAAGCAUGCCCGGACGUCUUAUUGAUGGAUUGAAGAGAGUAGCUGUUUGCAACCCUGUUAUGCUGCUGGAUGAGAUUGACAAGACAGGCUCUGAUGUUCGGGGGGAUCCAGCUUCAGCUCUACUGGAGGUUCUUGAUCCUGAGCAGAAUAAAACUUUCAACGAUCACUAUUUAAAUGUUCCAUUUGAUCUUUCAAAAGUGGUUUUUGUGGCAACUGCAAAUAGGGUGCAACCUAUUCCUCCACCGCUGUUAGAUAGGAUGGAAGUCAUUGAACUGCCUGGUUAUACCCCUGAAGAAAAGCUUAGAAUUGCAAUGAGACAUCUCAUUCCACGAGUUCUUGAUCAACAUGGUUUGAGUUCCGAGUUUCUUCAAAUUCCUGAGGCUAUGGUAAAACUUGUCAUCCAAAGGUAUACCAGAGAAGCUGGUGUUAGGAAUCUGGAGAGGAAUUUGGCUGCCUUAGCUCGUGCAGCAGCUGUUAGAGUAGCCGAGCAAGAACAUUCUGUACCUCUCAGCAAAGAUGUGCACCAACUUGGUUCACCGCUGCUGGAGAGCAGGCUUGCUGAUGGAGCUGAGAUAGAAAUGGAAGUCAUCCCAAUGGGGGUCAGCAAUCAUGAGAUAUCAGCUGCGUUCAGACUUAGCUCACAAUUGGUUGUGGAUGAAGCUAUGUUGGAAAAAGUUUUAGGGCCACCAAGAUAUGAUGACAAAGAAACUGCUGAACGAGUUGCAACUCCUGGGGUAUCUGUUGGGUUGGUUUGGACUGCAUUUGGCGGGGAGGUUCAGUUUGUUGAGGCUACAGCAAUGGCAGGAAAGGGUGAUCUUCAUCUCACUGGGCAACUUGGGGAUGUUAUUAAAGAAUCAGCUCAGAUUGCAAUGACAUGGGUUAGAGCGAGGGCAACUGAACUUAAAUUGACUUCUGCUGAGGGAAUUAAUUUACUGGAGGGCCGGGAUAUUCAUAUACAUUUUCCUGCUGGGGCUGUACCAAAAGAUGGACCCUCAGCAGGAGUUACUCUUGUCACAUCAUUGGUUUCACUGUUCAGUCAGAGACGGGUAAGAGCUGAUACAGCAAUGACCGGAGAAAUGACUCUGAGGGGUCUCAUAUUACCUGUUGGUGGUAUCAAGGAUAAGGUUUUGGCAGCUCAUCGAUAUGGCAUCAAGCGAGUUAUCCUUCCAGAAAGGAACUUAAAAGACUUGGUUGAAGUACCAUCAGCUGUGCUUACCAACUUGGAGAUAAUACUGGCCAAGCGGAUGGAAGAUGUGCUGGAACAGGCUUUUGAAGGUGGUUGUCCUUGGAGACAGCACUCCAAGUUAUGACAAGACCACCUCGCCUGUCUUUUACCAUACAAACUUCUGGCGAUUGAUUUGUUUAACUGGCAACGAACAACCCUAGAUUCGAGCGAGCUGAUCCAGUUCCACUUUGGUAGGCCUGAGGUUGGCGAUCAAAUCUCAAUACUGUGAACGUGGUUGGUCGACAAAUAUGUUGAGACCCCAGCAUUGACAUCAAGCGGAAGUUCUUGUUGAUGUACUAAUCGUUACUUGUGGAAAAUGUAUUUACAAGUACAAGGGGCAAAAUCAACUGCAUCCUCUUUUGUGUUCUUGCACUGCCUCUCAUGUUCGUCAUUUAUCAUCUUUUAAGUAUAUAAUCAAUUUUCAACUGCGAUA
Molecule: messenger RNA, 3247 nt
Organism: Diospyros lotus (date-plum)
Lineage: Eukaryota; Viridiplantae; Streptophyta; Magnoliopsida; Ericales; Ebenaceae
Product: lon protease homolog 2, peroxisomal
Exons: 17
Coding region: 233-2899 (888 amino acids)
Biological process (GO): protein targeting to peroxisome; protein catabolic process; protein processing
Cellular component (GO): peroxisomal matrix
Molecular function (GO): ATP hydrolysis activity; ATP-dependent peptidase activity; ATP binding
Source: RefSeq, a predicted model, not a curated record